Molecule: messenger RNA, 3956 nt
Organism: Lucilia sericata (common green bottle fly)
Lineage: Eukaryota; Metazoa; Arthropoda; Insecta; Diptera; Calliphoridae
Gene: Notum
Product: palmitoleoyl-protein carboxylesterase NOTUM
Exons: 4
Coding region: 215-2554 (779 amino acids)
Molecular function (GO): hydrolase activity
Source: RefSeq, a predicted model, not a curated record
UAUAAUUUAAACAAAAUAGAAAUAUGAGUGAAAAAUAACUAAAAAAAAUUAUUUAAAAUUUAUAAUAAUUUACCAAAAAAAAAUUGAUAUUAUGUGAAAUGUUAAUAAUUUAAAGUACAAAGCAAAAGUAAUUCUUUAACAGCAGAAAUAAAAAUUUGUUAAGAAAAUUUUAUUUAUAUAAAAAGAAAGCUCUUAGGAAGUGGAUUUAGCAAUUAUGUGGAACAACAGCGAAAUUAAAUAUACAAUUUUUUCGAAUUUUCAUCAGCCCACAAAUACAAAAUCUCAAAAACGGAUUAAAUAUUUAAAUUAUAAGACACAAACAUUUAACACCUCAUUCCAAACACAACAAGCCUUAAACCAAAUGGGUAGCACAAGUUCAUCAUAUUCCACCAUUUGCAGUAGCAACACAGAGGUAACAACAACUGCAACCACCAACACCACCACCAGAUCGCUGCCAUGUACGUGUAGCGGUAAAAACACAAUCAAAGCGACAACGCUAUACAACCACAAAACAUCUUCAAUAUCCACCACACUACUGCUGGCCAUCAUACUGCCACUAAUAUACACCAAAAAUAUAUUGAUGGUUACAGCAGCACCCUCCCACCAAAGUAAUACACCCACAUUACCGGAAGCAGCAUCGCUGGUCACGAAGGCGGUCAGCUCUAAUUCAUUAAAUUCCACCGUUUUAGGGGCAAUGGAACUGCAAAAUAUUAAAAUCAAUUCUGUACAGCAGACGCCACAACCAGUUGGUGUAGUGUCCACACCACAUCCGGAGCAUAGUAGAGCUUUAAAGAAGGCCUGGCUAUCGAAUCGUACUAUAGUUUGUAAUGAUGGUACAGCGGCGGGUUUUUAUUUGCGUAAAAAUCCUAAUUCCAAAAAAUGGAUUGUCUUUCUGGAAGGUGGCUGGCAUUGUUAUGAUAAGAAGACAUGUCGGGCUCGAUGGAAUAGACUGAGACAUCUGAUGACUUCCACCGAUUGGCCAGAAACUCGAGAUGUUGGUGGUAUUUUAUCCGCUUCUCCCGAAGAAAAUCCCUACUGGCAUAGUGCCAAUCAUGUAUUAGUACCCUACUGCAGUAGUGAUUCCUGGUCUGGCACUAAGGAUACUUUUGAAUCUACAGAUUUUAACUUUCGUUUUAUGGGUGCUUUGAUUUUAAAACAAGUUAUAGCCGAUCUUAUACCCAUGGGCCUGGGACGAGUACCAGGAGCCGAACUUUUACUAGUGGGAUCUUCGGCAGGCGGUUUGGGUGUUAUGUUAAACUUGGAUCGCAUAACCAACUAUUUACAGCAGGAACGUAAUCUGCAAGUUACCGUUAGAGGAGUCAGUGAUUCCGGUUGGUUUUUGGAUAGAGAACCCUAUACGCCCUCAGCUGUGGCCUCUAGUGAUGCUGUAAGACAGGGCUGGUCUCUGUGGAAGGGACUACUGCCAGAAACCUGUGUAGAGCAACAUAAAUCAGAACCCUGGCGUUGUUAUUUUGGCUAUAGACUUUAUCCCACUUUGAAAGCUCCCUUGUUUGUUUUCCAAUGGCUGUUCGAUGAAGCUCAAAUGAGAGCCGAUAAUGUAGCUGCCCCCGUAACUCCUCACCAAUGGAAUUAUAUACACGCCAUGGGAGGAGCUUUACGUUCUUCUUUGGACAAUGUUACCGCAGUUUUCGCUCCCUCCUGCAUAGGACAUGCAGUACUCUCAAAACGGGAUUGGACCACUUUAAAAAUCGAUGAUAUUUCUCUGCCCACCGCUUUAAGAUGCUGGGAACAUUCGACAAGACCACGCAAAAAGCGUCAUGAUAAAUUGAAAAGAUCCACUGAAGCCACCAUCACCCACAAGGACAAUAACAAGAGAAGACAUGAGAAACAGCACAAAGACAAACAACGCGAUAAGAAAAAGAAGAACAAUAAUAGCAACAAUAACAAUAAUGGAGAGAAAAAACGUCUGACAAAAGCCGAAAGAGAAGAACGCAAGCGCUUACGACACGAACAACAAAAACGUAGAGAAGAAAGACGUAAUCGUCGUAAGAACAAUAUGGUGGCCUUUCCUGAGAGUAAUCUAACCAAUUCCUUACGUUUAAAUGAAAACUCCACCGAUGUUCAGGAAUCGGAAAACCAAACUCAGCAGCAACGUAAGCAAAACAAACGUAAACGUAACGAAUUGGAAAAACAAAAGCGUCAACAAAAUAAACAAAAGAAACGUCAACGCAGAAGAAAAGAGCACAACUCCGUGGAUGCUCAACAGCCCGAGAGAGAACUGCAAAAAGAACAGCCCUUGGUAGAAAAGCGUGCCAAUAGUGCCAAUAAAAUCAAUAGACGCAGUGGUGUACCACGUGUACCGGAAAGAUGUUCUUUGCGGCUUUUGGAACGUUGUAGUUGGCCCCAAUGUAAUAAUUCCUGUCCUACCCUAACAAAUCCUGUGACCGGAGAAGAAAUGAGAUUUCUAGAAUUAUUGGCUUCUUUUGGUCUGGAUAUUGAAGCUGUGGCAGCAGCUUUGGGCGUGGACAUGCAAACUCUUAACAAUAUGGAUCGCACCGAACUGGUGAACAUGUUAACGCAACAGGUCAGCUGAUCAAAAGAUUAUACUCGAACUAGGAGUAGAGAAUAGUAAAGCUCCUAAGGGAAAAUCAUUCCAGCAAAGCAUUAUGAAAUUAAGACAAAGAAAGCUUUUAAAGAGAGAGAGAGAGGUAGAGAAUGGAAAUUUUUACUAAAAAUUUAUGUUACCAAACUCUUAAAACCCUUAAAGCUUUUUAACAGACUAACUAGCCUUGUGAGAAUAUUACCUAGUAAUCUCUUAACAAAUUUAAAAACAAAAACAAAAAGUUGUAAAUAUUGUGAAUAACUGUCCUAAAUUUUAAGUACUUAAAAGUUCAAAUUAGUUUUAUAAGUUAUAGUGUAAGCUUUAACAAUUAGAAAAAAGGAAAACAAAGUAAAGAGGCUUUAAGCUUAAGGAAGUUAAAAUGAAAGCUUAGAUUUUAAAAGAAAGAAAGCUUAAUAGUUGACAUUAUCGGUUAUACAAUGUCACAGCUUUCAUGCAAAAGUCAAAAUUCGAUUAUUGUAAUUAAAGCUUUUAGAAUUUCAAAGCUUUUUAAGUCUCUUUACAAUGAAAAUUUCUAAAAUUUCUUACUAAAACUGUGUUGUAUAAAUGUAUAUUUACUCUUUACUUUAAACAGGGGUAUUUAAUGAUUCUAUAACUAUAAAAAUAAUAAUAAUUAAAAACAAUUUACAAUUAUUAUAAACCCUUUAUUAAGCUUAUAACACAAAAUGCAACACACAAGACUGUUAUUGUUACAAUAUUUUAAAUUAAAAAAAAACACACACAUACACAAUUUUAACUAAAUAAUAAUUAUAAUUAUUUUGUUCAGUAUAGAAUUGAAAAAAAAAAAUACUCUUAAGAUAUGGUUUCUUUGCAACAAAUAUUGGAAAUUUGUGGAACCAAAUUAUAUGGCAGGAAACCAUAUCUUUAAACCCAUAAAUACAUCCAUAUACUGACAUUAAUUCAUAUACAUACAUACUUAAAUAUUUACAUACAGUUUCAAAACCUACCUCAUCUAUUUAAUAAUAAUAAUAAUUGUUGUUGAUUUUGUUUUAUUUUUAAUAGUAAUAUAUUAUAUUAAACAAACACUAAUCCAUCCUUUUUAUUAGAUUUAGUAAAUAUCUUAAAAUACUUAGCAAAAAGCUUAAUCUUUAGUUCACAGAGAUUUAUUUCAUCUAACAAUAACUAGUAAAAGCAUACAAGCUAUUGAAAAGCUACUACAAAGCUUUUAAAUUUCAUUAUCACUAGCAAAUAAAAUAUUUAUAUUGACAAACCACAUCCUUCCAUAUUUAUUUAUUAAAAGCUAUAAAAAGCCCUUAAAAUAAAAUCAAAAAAAUUAUUAAUCAACAGUAACAAAUAUUUUGUACCUGUAUUAAUUACUUAUUAUUACUUAUUUUACAUUCAAAUAAUUUAACACAAAUCCAAUCCAAUCAAUUAA